Molecule: messenger RNA, 1032 nt
Organism: Anisakis simplex (herring worm)
Lineage: Eukaryota; Metazoa; Nematoda; Chromadorea; Rhabditida; Anisakidae
Source: the annotation of a GenBank genome assembly
AUGGAGCCGUCUAAUUCGGAGUUGAGCAUGCCCAUUGAAUCUUCAUCGACGCUAACAUCGCAUUCAUCAAAUUCGUCGCAAACCGAAAUCAAAGUCGAGAAUUUUGUGCAUCUUCAUCGUGGUGAAGAUACGCUGACAUGGUCCAUAAAGAUCUACCCAAAAGGCAAUGGUGAAAACAACAAAGAUUUUGUGUUUCUUUGCUUGAAUCGAGUAGUGAGCAACACAGCUGCGUCAUGCAAAAACGGCAAAAUAGGUUUCAAGUCGAGAUUCAUAUUAAGAACAAGCGAAAUGAAAGAGAUCGAAAUGCGAAUCCAUCCGAAUCCAUCCCAUUCCGAUUAUGUUUCUUAUAUAAAACGCGAUAUCCUCUUUCCACAAAUCCUACCAAAUGAUUCAAUUAUCGUCAAUGUUGAAAUCGAUGUAGCUGUUGAAACAAUCACAACAACUGUAGAAGAUAUGAUGUCGAGUAAUAGUGAACAACAGUUGACCGACGACUACCUGAAGAUGUUAAAAGAGAAUGUGCUAACGGAUUUUACGAUUAAAGUUGGUGAACGAGAGAUUCGUGCACAUCGAGCAAUUUUGGCCACUCGAUCACCAGUCUUUGCUGCAAUGCUUAGGCAUGAAGAUACGAAUGAAGCAAAAACGGGAGUGGUGGUUAUUGAAGAUUUGGAAUAUGAUACAGUAACUGAAAUGCUCAAUUUCAUUUAUUGUGGACGUUGUUUAAGAGAUGUGAAUGAGUUUUCAUUCGCAUCAGAUUUAUUGAUUGCGGCUGAUAAAUAUCGUCUGGAGGAAUUGAAAAGCCAUUGCGAGAAAGCACUGGUUCAGGCAUUAACGUUUGAGAAUGUUUGUGAAUUGUUGAUAAUUUCGGAUAUAUAUAGUGCGCCAAGACUCAGACAACGUGCCGUUGAGUUUAUAAUACAACAUCCACGUAAUAUCACUUCAACAUCUGGCUGGGAGAAUGUGGUUAGACAACAUCACGACCUUGUCACUGAUAUUGUGCGUCAUUUUGAUAAGUCGUUGGAUCGGUCUGGAUAA